Molecule: messenger RNA, 2573 nt
Organism: Podospora pseudocomata
Lineage: Eukaryota; Fungi; Ascomycota; Sordariomycetes; Sordariales; Podosporaceae
Exons: 8
Coding region: 650-2509 (619 amino acids)
Biological process (GO): transmembrane transport
Molecular function (GO): transmembrane transporter activity
Source: RefSeq, a predicted model, not a curated record
CUCUAAGGUUCAUCAGCUCAAGCUCUGUGAUCAACACUGGGCGCCGUCUGUCGCUCACCUACCUUCCGCCCGCUCCUCCUUUAGCGGCAUGUCGGUUCUCUCCACCCUCUAGCGGUCUGGGUUAGUAUCCAAAGAAAACAGAGCAAGCGAUCAUGCAUCCGUUGAUGGAGGACUAGAUACCAGAAUAUCGAUGGUCAUCGGAAGCUAGGUAACCGACCGUUGAUGAGCCGCACGGACUAGCCUUUUGUCCGCUGCGGGACCGAUAGUGGGUCCUCGUUGACGUUGGCAGGCGAGAUGAUUGCGUGUGUCACGCCCUUGCCACCAGCCUUGCUCUCUCCAAUGCAUUCUGUUGAUGCCGCCAGCGGUGCCGAGAGUAGGUUGGGGUAUGCGAUGAGAGGAUUGGGUUUUGAUUGACGAGAAGGUGGUAUUAAUGACUUGGCUUUGUAUUCCACGACUGAUAGAGCACCAGAAAAUACAUGGUUUUCCUUGUUCUCCCACCCGCUGAUGAUUACAGUCCACCAUUACCUUUCUUUACUAUAAAACUGGUCAGGAAGUUCGACACAGCUGGGCAGUGACGCUGUUGCUGGGGCUCGAAAGACAAAGGGGCAGGGUAUAGGCCAGGAAGUGACAACACCACGAGAGAGCUCUCAUGAGUAGCAAUUCCGGUCAUGGAGGGGCUGUUGAGACCACGGCCACGGCCCCAGCAAGCUACCCUACUGGUGACCAUCAAGACGACGGACCCAUAAACUCCAGGUUGCUCUCCGACUCGGAGUUACAAGCCGAGUCUUCUGCUUCAAGUCACGGCACCAACAGCACCGUAUCAAUCGCUGGAAUCAUGCCCGGCGUGACACCUUCGGGGCUCAACGCCAAUAUCUCUCAGACUCCUUCUGGUGCGAAGACGGUCGCCUGGAGAGACCUUCCGCGCAAAGACCAACUCACCGUUAUCACUCUUGCCAGGUUGAGUGAACCACUUGUGCAGACAUCAUUACAGUCAUAUAUGUUUUACCAACUGAAAUGGUUUGACACAGGCCUGCCAGUUUCUGUCAUUUCAAGCCAGGCAGGCAUCUUGCAGUUCGUGCUAUUCCAUGCUAGCUUCACUGCCGCUCAGUUCGUGACAUCAAUGAUGUGGGGCCGAGUUGCUGAUUCCCGCCGGUUUGGUCGCAAAACCGUCUUGCUCAUUGGCCUUGCUGGGGCAAUGACCUCGUGCCUCGGAUUUGGCUUUUCGACCACCUUUUGGCAAGCCCUCUUCUUCAGGUCUCUCGGCGGGAUCACCAAUGGGAACGUGGGAGUGUUGAGAACCAUUGAAACGGUACAGGAAAAAAAAUAUCAGUCGCGAGCAUUUCUUCUACUUCCAAUGACCUUCAACAUUGGGACUAUCAUUGGACCGAUACUUGGUGGUAUCCUUUCCGAUCCGGCAAGUAGCUACCCAUCCCUAUUCGGAGACGUAUGGUUCUUCCAUGAGUUCCCGUAUGCUGCCCCGAACAUCCUCUCGGCAAUCUUUCUCUUCUGUGCUAUGCUUCUUACACUUGACCUUUGCGCCGACCAACGUGAUAGAGGCUUGGAAAUUGGACAGAGCAUAAAACUGUGGGUAUCUCGCAAGAGAUCCCAGGGGGGGUACGCACGCCUUUCCACUGAAGACCCUACCACCAUCGAUAUCGAAACCCACCCUCUUACCCAUGGCACAGACUCCCAGCAGUCCUCCAUUUCAGAUGUAGCCCCUUUCAAGCCAAAAUAUGCCAGACGACGCUACACACAACGACUCCCUUUCCGCCGCAUCUUCACGCCAAACGUAGUCUCCACGUUCACAGCUAGCUGUCUUCUGUCCCUUCACGUGGGCACGUUCAACUCACUCUGGUUCGUAUUUCUCUCAACCCCAGUCUACGAUCCAGCCAAAGGCCCAGAAUCACCCGACGCCUUCCAACGGCAUCUUCCGUUUAUAUUCACUGGAGGUCUCGGUCUACAUCCUCGUGAAGUCGGCAUGGCCAUGGCUAUCCUUGGUGUUCUUGGUAUUGCUCUCCAGCUUGGCAUCUAUCCCUGGCUUUCGGCCCGGCUCGGCACCGUCCGGAGCUGGCGGUUAUUUCUGCUCUUUUUCCCCUUUACCUACUCCAUCGCACCUUAUCUGAGCUUGGUCCCCUCUUUCUCUCCCCCGCCGGCACCCAAGGAUGGUUUUGUUGUGUGGCUUGCCAUCGCGGGCGUGCUUUGUUUCCAUGUCAUUGGCCGGACAUUUGCACUGCCUGCUCAGGCGAUUCUGGUAAAUAAUUGUACGCCGCAUCCAAGCGUACUGGGGACAGUGCAUGGCAUUGGGCAGAGCGUCUCGAGUCUUUCAAGGACAGUGGGCCCCUUCUUAGGAGGGUUUUUGCAUGGGCAGGGUCUGGCACGGGGCGUUGUUGGUGCUGUAUUCUGGUGCCUCAGCACAAUUGCGAUAGGUGGGAUUGUGGCAAGUCUCUUCGUACACGAGGGUGAUGGGCAUGAGAUAUGGCUUGAAGGCGAUGAAGAUGACGAUGUUUGAAGUCAACUUCAUGAUCACAGACAUGGUUAUUCACGGGCCUGGUUGAAGAGUCUUUACUUAUACC